AUGAAGACGAUUGUGGUGUUUUUGGGGAUUCUGGUACACGUUCCCCAGCAUCACUCAGAUGUUGAGGUGUAUGGGGGGUGGUCUGUCUCUCUGCCCUGCCACGUACCAGGGUUACCCAAGGAUACCAAAGUGGUCUGGAGCCGCUUCGGUUUCAAUCCCUCGACCGUCCACCAGCAUCUGGACUUCGCUGAGACCCGUUUCCAAAACAACCUUUACAGCGGCCGGACGUCGAUGUCAGCUGAUGCUCUGGUCUCUGGAGACCUCAGCCUCACCCUGAGGGCCCCCCACCUCUCUGACAGCGGCGUCUACACCUGCACCUACAGCUAUCAAAACAUAAGAAGACAGAUAGUUGUGCGUCUGCAGGUCUCAGAAUUGUUUCCUUUCCGUCCUCUAUUCCUCCUGGUUGUGGUCCUGGUUCUGGUCCUGGUUGUGGCCCUAGCGGUUGCCGUUGCUUCGGGUCUAGCAGUUUCUUUUUGGCAGAGAAUCCUCACAGUCUCCUGGGUUGAGGUGAAAGAAGAAGAGUUCUUUGUAAAGCUCCCUUGCGUAUUCAGAGCCCCGUUGCCCGUGGACGUGACGGUGGAGUGGAGCCGCUGUGCCCCCGAGCCCAUGAAGGUCCACGAGUAUCGGAACCACAGCCACUACGCUGCCACACAGGACACGUUUUAUUUCAACCGCACAAAGAUGGAGAAAGAUCCACUGAGAACUGGAGACUUCAGCCUGACCCUGAGGGACCCCUGCUACAGGGACAGUGGCACCUACAUCUGCACCGUCCACAAGAACAGAGACAUCUUGAUGCAGAAAGUAGUCCGUCUCCAGGUCAAAGUCGCCGAUGAGGUAGUGGACGUCGGAGAGACGGCUAAAUGUUUCACGCUUCCCUUCAAAACCAGAGGUAACCUUCCUGCAGAUGCAACGGUGGAGUGGACCCGCACCAAACCCCAGCCCAUGGUUGUCCACGUGCAUGAGAACGGCCAGGACCAGCCUGACAGACAGGACGAAUGUUACCAUGGUCAGACAGAGAUGAUCAGGGACCCUCUGCAGUCCAAAGAUCUCAGCGUCACCAUCAAGAACUCCGGCUACCGUGACAGAGGGACCUACGUCUGCACCGUCCUCAAGGAUGGAGACAUCCUGGCCCAGAAAGUAGUGGAGCACCGCCUCGCAUCCUCAGUUGCCAAGGUGGAGGUGGAUGAUUGGGCGAAGACCGUCAAGCUGCCUUGGCAGAUCACAGCGAACCUGCCCCAGGAUGCAACAGUGAAGUGGACCCGUCAGAACGUCUCAAUGUUUCCAAUCAACGUCCAUGUGUUUGAGAACGGCCGAGACCAGAAUGAGACGCAGGACCUCGCUUACACAGGACGCACGAACAUGAGGAAAGACCCGCUGAGGACCGGAGAUCUGGGUCUGACUCUGAUCAACCCGACUCACGCAGACAGCGGCUCGUACCUCGGCUCUGUCUGCAAGGACGGAGACGUCUUAUGGGACAGACUAGUGUAUGUCAAAGCGAGAAGACAUUUCUGACGAGAGGACGAAGAGGAACGAGACGUUAAUGAGCAGAUGAUCUGGAUCCAUCGACACUUCUGAUUUAAAGAGUUCAUUAUUACUGGAUUUAACUCUUUCUUCUUCUUCUGUGAGAUAAUAAGACAAGAAAUGUUCUGCUUUCCCACAAUUAUUUACUUUAUCCUGACAGCU
Etheostoma spectabile (orangethroat darter) is the source of this 1683-nucleotide messenger RNA. RefSeq lists its product as uncharacterized. The transcript has 7 exons. NCBI's taxonomy places the organism in Eukaryota, Metazoa, Chordata, Actinopteri, Perciformes, Percidae. Gene Ontology annotation, cellular component: external side of plasma membrane. Bases 1 to 1512 code for a protein of 503 amino acids. The record is from RefSeq and is a predicted model, not a curated record. Gene Ontology annotation, biological process: negative regulation of T cell proliferation; T cell costimulation; positive regulation of T cell proliferation.